Messenger RNA from Penicillium cosmopolitanum, 1065 nucleotides. RefSeq names its product ketopantoate reductase family protein. Gene Ontology annotation, molecular function: 2-dehydropantoate 2-reductase activity. Gene Ontology annotation, biological process: pantothenate biosynthetic process. The record is from RefSeq and is a predicted model, not a curated record. Lineage: Eukaryota; Fungi; Ascomycota; Eurotiomycetes; Eurotiales; Aspergillaceae. Gene Ontology annotation, cellular component: cytoplasm. The coding region runs from base 1 to 1065 and encodes 354 amino acids. The transcript has 2 exons.
AUGGAUCAUGGCAACACUCUCAAUUCAAUCCCAAAUCAACGAAAACGAAACAUCUGCCUAGUUGGCAGUGGUGGUGUUGGCACAAUUGCAAGUCUCGUGCUUGAGAAAUCCGGACGCGCAGAGGUUACUUCUGUGCUGCGGAGUAAGUUUGCGGUGAUUAAGGAAAGAGGCUGGGAUAUUGAGUCUGUUGAUCAUGGGUGGUUAAGGGGUUGGAGGCCCACAAGAGUCGUUUCGAGCAUUGUUGAUGCCGUCGUGCCCAAUGAACCAUUUGACUUCAUCGUCAUCACUACAAAGCAGCUCCCGGAAGCUUACUCCGUCGCCGAGCUAGUCAAGCCUGCUGUUUCCCCAGGACACACCUCUAUCGUGCUCAUUCAGAAUGGCCUUGAUAUCGAGGUUCCAAUAAUUGCAGCCUUUCCAAACAACACUGUCAUAUCCGGCAUCAGCAUGAUUGGCUCACGGGUAAAUGGUGAAAAUUGCAUCAUUCAUGACGGACCAGACGAGCUGGUAAUUGGAACACACUUUCAUGAUGGAAUGGACAGAGCUUUGCAGCACCAGAAAACGUGCGAGUUUGUGGAUUUAUAUGCAGCUGGUACUGUGGGACCAGGAACAAUAAGUGGCAAAUGUACAUUCACGGAGGAUAUGCUAGUUGCACGUUGGCAGAAGCUACUGUGGAACAGUACUUUUAACACACUCUGCACACUUCUGAAGAUGGAUGUUGGAGAACUGCAGUCCUCAGGUGGGAGGGAGACCCUGUUGAUACCUGCCAUGUGGGAGGUCUACGCAAUUGCUAAAGCUGUGGGACAUGCUCCUGCCAAGGAGAUGAUACAUCAUUAUGCCUAUCGGUCAUCCAAUGACUGCCGAUACCGGCCGAGUAUGCUCCUAGAUUUGGAGAACAAUAGGCCUAUGGAGCUUGAAGUUUUGUUGGGUACUCCAUUGAGAAAGGCAAAGGAGAAUUCUGUUUCGACACCGAUAUUGAGCACGGUAUAUGAACUCUUGAAGGCAGAAAAGUGGAGAAUAGAUCAUGAAAAGGCGGCAAAUAUCCUUGAUACUCAAAAUUUCUCGUGA